Molecule: messenger RNA, 987 nt
Organism: Rubroshorea leprosula
Lineage: Eukaryota; Viridiplantae; Streptophyta; Magnoliopsida; Malvales; Dipterocarpaceae
Source: the annotation of a GenBank genome assembly
AAAUACUUGUAUCAUUUUCCAAUUGGAUUAGUCAGAGCACCUUACCGUCAUCGCUUCCGUCACCUUCUCCCAUUAGAGCAACCAUCUUCGCUCCAGCCAAUAGACAAUCUCGUGGAGGAUCGAAGAACCAUGGCAGAUUCUGAUGAAUUGAUGGUAUUUGGAGUAUGGACAAGCCAUUACAGCCGCAGAGUCGAGCUUGCUCUGAAGCUCAAAGGAAUCCAAUAUCAAUACUUCGAAGAAGACCUAUCCAACAAAAGUCCCUUGCUUCUCAAGUACAACCCCAUUCACAAGAAAAUUCCUGUUCUUGUCCAUAAUGGAAAACCUGUUGCAGAGUCUCUGGUCAUCCUGGAGUACAUCGAUGAGACAUGGAAAAACAACCCCCUUUUGCCCCAGGAUCCAUACGCCAGAGCCAUGAGUCGAUUCUGGGCUAAAUUCAUCGACGAAACUAUUGUGGCGUUGGCGCUAAAACUUAGAGCAGGAACAGAGGAGGAACAAAAGCAGACCAUUGAAGAGCUGAGGAAGCAUCUGAAGGUGUUGGAGAAUCAGCUCGAGGGGAAGGAAUUCUUUGGAGGUGAUAGGAUUGGGUACCUGGACGUCAUGGCGACUGUUAUAGCGUUUUGGCUAGUGGUGGCGCAAGAGGCUAUGGGAGGACUGGAGGUGAUGACAGAGGAGAGGUUUCCGAUCUUGUACAAAUGGAUCGGGAGGAUAACAAAGAUCGACGUGGUCAAUGAAUGGCGCCCCCCAAAGGAAAAACUUAUUGAAUACCUGAAAGCCCGCUUUGCUUCCCCAAAAUCUGUCUGAAAAUAAAGAAUCAUAUCGAUAACAUGCCUCUUUAUGUAUAUCAUGAUUAAAUAGAGAAUCCUAGCAAUAACUUGCCUCUCAAUGUCCGUGCUUAUGCUGCUGCUUCUUCUGCUUCUUUAUGUCAUGUGUAAAUUUUCUUCUUCUACUACUUUUUGUAUUAUUAUCUAACAAACAUACCACAUGUAC